Varanus komodoensis (Komodo dragon) is the source of this 1944-nucleotide messenger RNA. RefSeq names its product DEP domain containing 1 (gene DEPDC1). Gene Ontology annotation, biological process: intracellular signal transduction. NCBI's taxonomy places the organism in Eukaryota, Metazoa, Chordata, Lepidosauria, Squamata, Varanidae. Gene Ontology annotation, cellular component: nucleus; transcription repressor complex. The transcript is spliced from 11 exons. Bases 69 to 1646 code for a protein of 525 amino acids. The record is from RefSeq and is a predicted model, not a curated record.
ACCGGCGGUUGCUGUGAUCGUGGCUGGUGUCCUUCAGGCGGAGGUCUCUCCCGCUGCAUGGGUGCGCUAUGGAGAUUCGCGAGGUGACUCCGGGCCCCUACCGCGCCACCAAGUUGUGGAAUGAGGUUACUAAAUAUUUUCGGGCUGAAAUGCCAAGACGGAAACACAGACAACACUUCAAAAAAUAUCAGAAUUGUUUUACUGCAGCAGAAGCAAUUGACUGGCUUCAUCAAUUACUCAGGAAUAACAGUAAUUUUGGUCCAGAAGUUACUAGGAAACAAACUAUUCAGCUAUUAAGGAAAUUUCUCAAAAAUCAUGUAAUUGAAGAUAUUAAGGGAAGAUGGGGCUCAGAAAACCUGGAUGACAACCAUCAUUUGUACAGAUUUCCCUCAACUUCCCCUGUUAGAAUUCUGCCACGUCAACAUCUAUUGAGUGAGAACACGGAUAAUACAACUAAGCAGACAGAAAGUAUAUUUAAAUUACCACACUACAGCAGAAGAACACCCCAAAAAUAUGCAUUUCGGGAAUGUCAGGAGAACAUAGAAAAUAUAAAAAGUGCAGCGCUGGAAGAGAAGGUAAGGUUGGAACACAGCAGGCAAAUAACUCAAGCAGACAUAGAGGAAAUCUGGAGAAACAUUGUUUUGAUACAUUUGCAAACUAUUUUAGGUAUACCAUCGUUAGAAGAGAUUUUGCACCCAGCGCUAGUAGAACCUCGGUAUAUAAUGUACAACAUGACUAAUACGAGUAAACGUGGUGUUGUACUUCUACAUGAUAAAUCAGAAGAUCUCCCUCACUGGGUGCUGUCGGCUAUGAAGUGUUUAGCAAACUGGCCUAGAAGUAAUGACAUGAGCCAGCCAACAUACAUGGGUUUUGAACGAGAUGUAUUCAAAACAGUUGCAGACUAUUUUCUUAGUCUCCCCGAACCGUUGCUAACUUUUCAGUUCUAUGAAUUAUUUAUAAACAUCUUAGAUCUGUUACAGCCUCAUUCAGAAAGAGUUGCUGUCGAAGCACUGCAGAUCUGCUGCCUGUUGAUUCCACCACCAAAUCGCAGAAAACUUCAGCUCUUAAUGCGCAUGAUCUCUCGAAUGAGUGAAAAUGUAGAUAUGCCACGCCUUCAUGAUGAAAUGGGAACCAAAUCUUUGAUGAUACAGACAUUUUCACGAUGUAUUUUGUGCUGUGAGGAAGAAGUAGACCUUGAUGAGUUGUUUGUCAAAAGAUUAGUUUCCUUUCUAAUGGACCAUCAUCAAGAAAUUCUAGAGGUCCCAACAUAUUUACUGGCCGCUGUGCAAGACCACAUAGAAACGUUAAGAAGUACUAAGAUUGAAUAUCUUGAAGAAGAACUGAGUGCCAUAUUCCCAACUUACUCUUACUGCAAGAGGAUAACUUCUCAGGAAUUUGAUGAACAAAAGAUUUAUACAUCUCAGGCAGCAAUUGCUGAGCUUUUGGAAAACAUUAUUAAGGACAGAAAAUUAUCUCUGAAAGACAAGAAGAAAAAGCUUAAGCAGUUCCAGAAAGAAUAUCCUCAGAUCUAUCGGAACAGAUUUCCAACCACAGAAAGUGAAGCUAUCUUGUUUGAAGACAAGCCCACAAUUAAGCAGCCAAUGCUCAAUCUGCGCAAACCAAAAUUUCGUACCAUGAGAAACUAAAUUAUAAUUUUAAUUAUAAUUUGUCUGUCUACUUCAUCUGCAAUAGUUUGAGAAAGCAUAUUAACAAAAUUUUGUGAGCCAGGUAUCAUAAAGGUGAAUUUGAAGAAAUGUGCCAGAACAGAGAAUUCCUUUAUCAGGAAAUGACAAUUUUGGUGUUUGCAAAAUAACCCAGCAACUGUAAAUACUCUGGUUUAGUUUUUGUUUUGUUUUUGGUUUUGGUUUUAUUUCUAUGAAUUGAGUUGGGUGAGAUGCAGAUGUAGGUAACAAUAAAUACAUGAACAGUUAAAAAGAAACAGUA